Molecule: messenger RNA, 880 nt
Organism: Cygnus atratus (black swan)
Lineage: Eukaryota; Metazoa; Chordata; Aves; Anseriformes; Anatidae
Gene: ZNHIT3
Product: zinc finger HIT-type containing 3
Exons: 4
Coding region: 57-566 (169 amino acids)
Biological process (GO): box C/D snoRNP assembly; snoRNA localization; maturation of LSU-rRNA from tricistronic rRNA transcript (SSU-rRNA, 5.8S rRNA, LSU-rRNA)
Cellular component (GO): nucleus; pre-snoRNP complex
Molecular function (GO): protein binding
Source: RefSeq, a predicted model, not a curated record
GGGCGGGGCGGCGCUCGACGCUGGGCAGGCCGGGCCUGGAGCGGGCCGGGGCCGCCAUGCGGGCGGCUCGGAGCUGCGGGGUGUGCGGGGCGGCCGGGGCGGCCCCGUACCGGUGCCCGCGCUGCGCUGAAGCCUACUGCUCGGUGCCGUGCUGCAGGGCGCACCGCGCCCGGUGCCGCCGCGACGGGGACGGGAUCGACACCGGGAGCGGGGCCGCGGCGCUCUCGGAGCCGGACAGGGCGGCGGAGGGGCUGGCAGCGCCCCGAGGGGCGGGCCGGGCCGGGCAGCGCGCAGGCAGCCCCUGGUCGGUGGCGGACAUCCUGGCGGAGGACGACGAGCAGGACCGCGUGCCGCUGCAGAAGCUCAAGCUGCUGGGAGAAUCUGAAGAACUGAGAGGCUUGCUCCUGAACCCACACCUCCGGCAGCUGCUGCUGACGAUUGAUGAAGCAGAAGAGAAGAGCUCCCUCAUGAAAAAGUACAUGCAGGAGCCGCUAUUUGUUGAGUUUGCGGACUGCUGCUUGAGAAUUGUUGAACCCCCAGAGAAGGAGAACAUUCUUCCUGAGUGAGCUACCUUGGGAACGUUUUGCUUUCCUUGAGUUUUUCCUCUGACAGAAGAGAUCUUACGGCAAUGGUGCUACUGUGGUGCACCAUUCCGGGUAUUUCCUCUGGGUUUGGUCACACUUCACUCAUGGAUGUCAGGACUCAAAUUUUUAAUUUAGAGUUGAUAAACAGUGAUACAGUAUUGGACAGAUUUCUAGAUACUAGGAAGUAAAUUUGAUAUUACGUGGACUUGCAAUCUUUUGGUAGAGAAAUCCUGUCAACCAUGGGAAACGCAGCUUCCCAAUAAUAAUUAUAUUAAAUAUGUCGGCAUUUAUCUUAA